Messenger RNA from Mytilus californianus (California mussel), 5379 nucleotides. RefSeq names its product transient receptor potential cation channel subfamily M member-like 2. The transcript has 22 exons. The coding region runs from base 179 to 2998 and encodes 939 amino acids. Gene Ontology annotation, biological process: calcium ion transmembrane transport. The record is from RefSeq and is a predicted model, not a curated record. Lineage: Eukaryota; Metazoa; Mollusca; Bivalvia; Mytilida; Mytilidae. Gene Ontology annotation, molecular function: ligand-gated calcium channel activity.
GUGUAAGAAAAAAUCUAGAUGCAGUUUACAGAAUGAAUCAAAAUGCUCACUCUGUAUUCAAUUGCGUAGGGUAAUUAACAAACAACAGGAAUUGAAAAACUGGGAAGAAGAAAAACCAGUAGCAGUACUGUCUAUCAUAGGAGAUUCUAAACCAUAUCUACCGAAUGAAACGAUUAGAAUGCAGCUAAAAGUUGGUCUGCUGGAACUGAUAAAAACAACAAAUAUAUGGAUACUAACUGAAGAAAAAUGUACAGGUGUUAGGGAGAUUGUUGAAGAAGUGAUUGACGGAUAUUCAGAAAAUAGUAAAUCCCGUGUUUUGUUCAAGGAUGUAGAAUUUGAUUUGACCAAGGUUCAAUCUGCGAAUGAACAGGGAAACACGUCAUUUCAACCAAAUGAAAGUGACCUUGAAAAUUGCAUCAAAGAGCACUUGGAGAUCCCGUUGAUUAUUAUUGUUGUUGGCGGGGAGGAAAACUCAUUUGAGACCGCUAUGAUUAACUUAAAAAGGAAUGUUCCUGUUUUGGUAAUAGAUGGGUCUGGUAAAACGGCAAACUUCAUAUGUAAGGGAUACAGAAGGUGUAUGCACAAACACAGUGAAACAAAUAUUGUUUUCUCGAAUAUAUUCAAAUCGGAAAUGAUGGAAGCAGCAAAAAUGCUAUAUGGUUCAAAUGAUGAAGAGGAGGACACAAAACAAACUAGUAGGGAGAAACUAGCAAGGCAACUGCAGGAGGGGUUGGAAGAGAACUUUAAAUCGAUUCACGUGUACUUGGCAACUGAAACUACGUACACAUUAGACAGGACAAUUCAGGAUAUAUUAUUUCAGUCACUUUGCACAGACAACAAGAACGAAGAAAAGCUCACAGAUAACAUGCUUUACUUUGUUGAUUUAUGGAACAGACCUGACAUUGCAGAGAGAGAAAUAUUCAAUUUAGAAAAAAACGGAGUGUUUGAGAAAUUACAGGAUAAACUAGGCGAAAAACAGAGCUGUUUAUCAAACCUAUUCACUAAUGCUUUGAGGUUCAAUAGGGUUGAUUUGGUUAGGCAAGUGCUAGAAUAUAUUUUGGACAAGAAACAGUAUAGAAAAUUCUUAGAUCACUCACUUGAAGACUUAUAUGAGGACGACGCUAGCUUCGGAGGAUAUGUUUUUCGGAAAAUCACGAAAAAAAAAUCCAGACAAAAAAACAUUGUGGAAAAGGUAGAUGUUGUUGUGAAAAAGAUAACCGGAAGGCUUAACAUGCAUAUUUUUGACGAAGGUGAUGCGGAUGAUAUUAAGAUAGACGUAAUAAGAAUAGAAGAUAUUUUCAAGCACCUGUUUAUCUGGGCAGUGUUUAUGAACCGAGUAGACUUGGCCAUACUGUUUUGGAAAAAGGAAGACUGCGAUUAUAUAUGGUCUGCGUUAUAUGCAAGUUCACUUGCUCAAAUGCUUGCUGUAAAAGCUGGUGAAGAAGCAUUAAUGGACGAAAAGGCUGCCUUAUUGGAAAGCUCUAGAAGUUAUGAAGACCUUGCAUACAAUGUUAUGACAGAAUUAUAUUGCAUGAAUAAACAGUACGCACGCAAACUAUUGGUGACGAACGUGAAAAGAUAUAAUUCGACUACAAUUUUUGGAAUUACUGAAAAGUUCGUACUGCAGAAAUUUAUGGGACAUGUUGCAUGUCAAACAACGAUGGAUCAGAUUUGGAAGGGUCGUAUUUCUGGUGAUACAUCUACUCCUAAGGCAAUAUUUUUUGCGGUUGCUUUCAUCCCAAUUUUGAUAACGAAUAUAGUGAGUCUAGACAAAACUGAUGACAGAAGAAAAAACAAAGUCAUUCCAUUGGUAAUGUCGGGUACAAAAGAACAGGAGAAAAAAACAAAUGGAACAUCAUCACAAUCUGCAGUAAAAUGGCCGAACUGGAUUUGGAAAAUAUAUUACUUUUACAACUCACCUUUGAUCAAAUGUUUUUUUUCUUUAGUGUCGUAUGUGGCAAUGUUAAUUGCUUUCGCCGUGUAUGUACUGACGGAUUUACAUCCUUUAACUGAGAAAACGUCCACUGCUAAUGACUUUGUUGUUUUUGGUUUGGUAGUAUCAACGGUAUUUGAGGAAACACAAGAGCUUAUUUUGAACUCUAGAACGUCAACGAAUAUAUCAGUCUGGAUGAUUUUUCGUUGGAUAUUUGAAAUCUUGAUAUACAUUAUGAUAACUGUCUCCACAUUGUCGCGAAGAAUAAUUGUAAAUGAAGACUUUUGUUAUGUACGAAUGGCGUAUGCAUUAACACUAGGUCUAUUAAUAAUCAACAGCGUGAAGUUUUUUCUUGUUACGGAAUACCUUGGACCAAAAAUACUUAUGAUUGUAAAAAUGCUUUUUGACGUCAUGUUCUUUAUUGUGAUAUUUGCUGUGCUUUUGUUUGGCUUUGGGGUCGUUUACCAGGCAACUAUGUACCCGAAUUCCCCACUAAAUUUUCAACUGAUCCCGAAUAUCAUAUACAUGCCAUAUUGGCAGUUGUAUGGAGAAUUGUUCUUAGAUCGAUUUGAAGGUAAAGAGACUAAUGGGACUGCUAGCUGUCCAUUUGUUUACAAAGUGAAUACGUUCAUAUUGGCUGUGUACAUGGUGGUAACACAUAUAAUUAUCGUGAAUAUGCUCAUUGCGAUGUUGUCGCAUACAUUUGAAAAAGAACAGGACAACAACCAUCUGGCAUGGAAAUUCGACAGAUUUUCGAUUAUAAAGCAGUAUUAUCUUAAAUCGUCGAUGUUACCACCGUUAAGUACCAUUGUUUACUUUGUAAGGACCAUUAUGAUCUUCUGUAACGGAUGUAAUUUAAAGUAUUGUACGAUGAAUAGACAAGGCAAUUUAAAUGUGAAGAGGACUGUUGCAGAAAAUAAAAAGUUAGCUAUUGUAGAAAAAGAUGCAGUGUACAGUUAUUUUAAAUCAUCCACUUGGUUGAAAAUGCAUCAUGCCAGAAAAAAGGAGGCUGAAAAAACCGGGCUUGUUGCUAGUUAUGAAGAAGAUUCGGAUCUACGUGUGUAAGAGCAAUUCUAACUUAUUGUCGUCUGAAGUAGAUAUGAUACAAAUCAAAUCUGGCAGGAAAGAUGAAGUCUUCAAAACCAACACAAUCUAGUGUAGUUAUUACUGAUAUUGAUUAUAUUUCACAGACAAUUAAUCAAAGAUCAUUCAUAAAUUUCUAAAUAUGCCAUGUAGAUUUCAGUUGAACAUGAAUUGAUAUAAAGACAAAAUUGAUGUUCAGUAGCUUGUUGACAUGAAUAAUCAUAGAUAUGUUCAUAUUUAUUAAUUGAUUAUUUACAAACUUUAAAAUGCUAUGGAUUUUUUACUUGAGGAAUAAUAACCUUAGCUGUAUUUUGAAAACCUUGAAAUGUCGAAAAUUGUGGUUCCACAAUGCUUUUAAACUUCGUGCUUUAUAUGGCCUUUUUUGUUUUGUUAUCUGAUCGUCACCGAUGAGUCUUCUGAAGACGAAACGCGCUUCUGACGUACAAAAUUAUAAGCCUGGAAUCUUUAAUGAGAUAAUUAAUACUGGUCUUACUGCAAAUUCACUAUGAUAUAAUUCACAUUUGUUUCCAAGUCAUUGCUAUGGAUUCAUUAUUAUUCGUGGGAUACCAAAUAUUUCGGGAUUUUUCUUUGAAUAACUUGUACUUAGGCGAGGUUAAGUAAUUUGUGUAAGAUGUUCGGACUCCUUGGUUUUUUCCUACGAUACUGGGUAAAAUGUUUUGCCGCAUAACACCCACUGUCAUACAAGUGAGAGGUUUAGCGCUAUAAAACGAGGUUCAAUCCACCAUUUUCUACAUUUGAAAAUGUCUGUACCAAGUCAGGAAUAUGACAGUUGUUGUCCAUUCGUUUGAUGUGUUUUAUCAUUGAUUUUGCCAUUUGAUUAGGGACUUUCCGUUUUGAAUUUUUCUUCGGAGUUCAGUAUUUUUGUGAUUUUACUUUUCGCUUUUCAUAUAAGACUUCAAUAGCUCAUAAAAGCCCAAAAUUUAAGCAGAUUCUCGAUUUCUUUUCUUCAUUUUAAGACCAAAAUAAUACCAAUGCAAGUAUACGGUAAAAGUCACAGUCAGCCUUUUUCUGCCAUCUUUUAAAACUCAAACGUUUUAAAAAAGAGCUCCAUAACCUAUCAAUAUCUUUAGUUUAUUUUGUUCACUAACUAAUACUCUUUCGACUUAUAGUAUCAAUUUUAAAUUCUUCAUUUUUUUUAUGUUCACCUUAGUAUAUCCUUAAAAUGAUAACUUGUAAUUACUUAGAAUAUUACUUUAAACUACUAAGAAUUAUUACCUGGUUUACUGGAAAUCCUUGGAUUAUUUUAAGUUCAUCUUAACUUAAAGCUGUCAAUUCAUGUCAUGUUUCUCUUAUAAAAACUUUUAUGCACUGAGCCUCGACAAUAUAGAUACUUAUACAUUGUUAUAGACCAUAAAACCAUUAUGAAUUUAAGUGUUGAAUAGCUAGUUUUUUAUUUGGUCAUUGGAGAAGAAAAAUCUGUCAAUCUCAAUAGGGUUUUAUUUCGAUUUUGGAUAGCUGUGUAUAAAAAAAGCAGAAACUCAUUUCAUGUUUUAAUUUUAACAAUUCUGAGUUGGUUGAAAGACGAGCAAGUUUAAAUACUUUUUAGCAGGCAAAAUAGGAAGUGAAAAAUGAAGAGUAUUGUAAAGGUAGUAAUAUUAUUGGCCACAGUCUUGUGUGCUACAUAUAUUUGAAAUAAAUAAACUUGUAGCACCAAAGAGUAGAUUGGGAAUAGCCAAUAUUGAACGUUACAGCAAAUAUUAAUAAACAUGCACUAAACCAAGUAAAUAUGGAAUGAUAAAUUAAAACUUUUGAAUGAUAUAAUAUUAUAAUGAAACAAUAACAAAUGUACCCUUCUCAUUUCAUUCAAUACAUGUUUUUAUAAGCCAACGAAGUAUAUAGACGUUGGCUUGCGUCGUCAGUCAAUAUACUACUUCAGGUAAAAAAUAAUCAUGUACAUGAUGUAUUGGUAAACACAUGUAUUGACUUAUACAUGUUUCUGCUCUUUGGUGGGGUUGUUGUCUCUUUGACACAUUUCCAAUUUCCGUUCUCAAUUUUAUUGUAUGAAAAGGUUAUAUUAUAGAUAAUUACUUUGAAUCACUUGGGUUCUUAUUGUGUAUUAAUUACAUUCACUUUGGUUAUCAUUGUAAAAUAUGUGUAGUAUAGUAUAUGUAUUACUGAUGAAUUCUUAUAAAAAUACUUGUAAUUCCAUAUAAUGAAUAUUUAAACAUUAUUUGCACUAACAAUAAUUAACCAUUUCUAGGAAGUCCAAAAAAAUAUACUUGUAGUUACUUAUUUUACUAGAAAUUACUAAAUUAUAAAUAUUGAUUGUUCACAAUAAUCAAAAUGUAUUACUUGAAAUUAUAAUGAAUUACUUGGGAAUAAAUUACUAGUUUUUACAAUUU